ACCACGCACCCCGCCAUUAUGACGGCCCGCCUCCCGCCGCCCCUCCGCCCGUCGUCGGCGACGCCGCCGCCUCCCGCCGCCACGCGCACGCUGCACGCGAUCAACACCUGCACCUCCUCCGCCGCGCUCGCGCCGCUCCGCGACGCCAUCCUCCGCGAGCCCGCCCUGCUGCGCUCCACCACCGUCGUCUCCGCCUUCUUCCUCGCCUGCGGCCGCCUCCGCCACCUCAGCCCCGCGCUCUCCCUCUUCGCCUCCUUCUCCCGCCCCCACGUCUUCCUGUUCAACUCCAUCCUCCGCUCCCUCCAGCCGGGCCCCGACUGCUCCCCGCUCCCGCUUUUCCGCCGCUUCCUCGGCCUCGGCGUCCGCCCCAACCGCUACACCUUCCCUCCCCUGCUCACCUCCCUUUCCUCCCUCAGCGACCUGAGAGCCGUGCAUUCUCAGGUAGCAAAAUCCGGCUUCUCGCGCGACAUCCACGUCCGCAACGCCCUCCUCGCGCGUUACGCCGCGUGCGACCCAGACUUGGCCCACGCCGAGCAGCUGUUCGACGAAAUGACCCGUCCGGACGUCGUCGCCUGGACCACCAUGAUCACCUCAUACAAGAAUCGCGGCCGCACCUUUCAGGCCCUGGCCACGUUCCGGCGGAUGCUGGCUGCUUCUGUCGCCCCCAACCGCGUCACCAUGGUCGCCGCGCUUGGCGCAUGUGCGGCCCAUGGAGCCGUCGAAGCCGGCACUUGGAUCCAUGAGUACGUGCAGAAGCAGGGGUGGGAGCUGGACGUUGUAUUAGGCACUGCACUCGUAGACAUGUAUGGGAAAUGUGGGCACGUCAUGGACGGGGUGCGUGUAUUCUCAGAAAUGGCCGAGAGGAAUGUGUAUACUUGGAACUCUAUCAUUGGAGCGCUUGCUCUUGCUCAGAAUGGCACAAUGGCUAUGCAGUGGUUCUACAGGAUGGAGGCUGAUGGUGUCCGGCCAGAUGCAGUGACGCUCAUUUGUGUUCUCUGUGCAUGUGCCCAUGCUGGCUUUGUUGACAUUGGGAGGAAAAUAUUUCACCUGAUCGUGCAAGGGGAGUAUGGGUUUCAACCUGGGAUCAAGCACUAUGGAUGCAUGGUUGAUCUUCUUAGUCGCUCUGGACACCUGGAUGAUGCCUUCAGUGUUGUUGAGACGAUGCCAUCACAGCCAAAUGCAGUCAUCUGGGGCCUACUGUUGCGCGGUUGCAAAGCUCAUGGUGACUCACAGUUGAGUGAACAUGUGAUGCGAAGGUUGGUGGAAUUGGAGCCUGAGAAUGCUUCACAUUAUGUGCUGCUAUCAAAUUUAUAUGCUGAGACAGGGAGAUGGCAGGAGGCUGAGGAGAUCUUGCAGUGGAUGAAGAAGAAUCGAUUGAGGAAGGAUGCAGGCUGGAGCCUGAGGAUGUUAGGAGACAGGCUGUUGUCACCAAAGUUUGACAGCCCGAAACUAAUGUUGCCGAUCCAAGGAUCUUUUGUACAGAGCAUGGCUCCUCUGACUCCCAGACUUGUAGUGCCCAUAGAUGUGAAGAAGAAGCCUUGGGAGCAAAAGGUUCAUCUCCAUAACCGCUGGCAUCCAGAUAUCCCUCCUGUUGCUGAUGUAACUGAAGGGGAAUUAUUCCGUGUUGAGAUGGUCGAUUGGACUGGAGGACGGGUUAGAGAUGAUGACUCCGCAGAUGAUAUCAAGUUUCUGGAUCUCACAAUUACUCAUUAUCUUAGUGGCCCCUUCAGAAUAGUUGAUGCUGAAGGGGUUCCAGCUUCACCUGGUGAUCUUCUCGCGGUAGAGAUCUGCAAUCUCGGUCCGCUUCCUGGUGAUGAGUGGGGUUAUACUGGAAUAUUCGAAAGGGAGAAUGGAGGUGGAUUCUUAACUGACCACUUCCCAAGUGCAAGAAAAGCUAUUUGGUAUUUUGAAGGAAUUUAUGCAUACUCCUCUCAGAUACCUGGCGUUCGGUUUCCGGGUUUAACUCAUCCGGGUAUAGUGGGAACUGCACCAUCAGUUGAACUUCUUAAUAUAUGGAAUGAAAGGGAAAGGAAAUUGAUUGAGACAAGUCACGAGUCUCUGAAACUGUGUGAAGUUCUACACCAGAGGCCCCUUGCUAACUUACCAACCUCUGAAAAUUGCUUACUUGGAAAGAUUCAAGAAGGGACAGCUGAAUGGCAAAAAAUUGCAAAUGAAGCAGCAAGAACUAUUCCUGGAAGAGAGAAUGGGGGGAACUGUGACAUAAAGAACCUAAGCAGAGGUUCCAAAGUUUAUCUACCAGUAUUUGUUGAUGGAGCAAAUUUGAGUACUGGUGAUAUGCACUUCUCCCAAGGCGAUGGUGAAGUCUCGUUUUGUGGAGCAAUAGAAAUGAGUGGAUUCCUUGAGCUAAAAUGUGAAAUUAUAAGAGGUGGGAUGAAGGAAUACUUGACUCCUGUUGGUCCGACAGCACUUCAUGUGAAUCCUAUCUUUGAGAUAGGUCCAGUGGAGCCACGCUUCUCAGAAUGGUUAGUCUUUGAGGGAAUCAGUGUAGAUGAAUCUGGGAAACAGCAUUUCCUUGAUGCAUCAGUUGCCUACAAACGUGCAGUUCUGAAUGCCAUUGAAUACCUUUCCAGAUUUGGGUACUCUAAGGAGCAGGUCUAUCUUUUACUAUCUUGCUGUCCAUGUGAGGGUAGGAUAUCUGGAAUAGUAGACGCCCCUAAUGCAGUGGCCACACUUGCCAUUCCUACAGCAAUAUUUGACCAGGAUAUAAGGCCAAAACGCCUGGGGCAUGGACCAAAAUUGAGAAGAAUUCCGGAUGUACUGAGAUGCACGUACGAUGGGCACCUUCCUGCAACACAAGACCAAAGUGGAACAGUGGCACCACAGUGAUAAAUAUCUAAAAGUUAAUCCAUGAUGAUCAUGUUUACACUCGUAAUAAUAAAUAUAAAUAAUCAUCUACGUACGUGCAACAUGUAAUGUGAACCAGUAGUUGCAGUAUGUGAUUUUUGUUGCUCAUUUGUAAAAGUAAUAUAUUUGCAUGCUUGGUUCCAUGUAAUAUUUUUAAGUGUUAA
Lolium perenne is the source of this 3029-nucleotide messenger RNA. The record is from RefSeq and is a predicted model, not a curated record. Lineage: Eukaryota; Viridiplantae; Streptophyta; Magnoliopsida; Poales; Poaceae.